This is a messenger RNA of Neurospora crassa OR74A, 1290 nucleotides long. Its product is annotated as rRNA-processing protein efg-1. The record is from RefSeq and is a predicted model, not a curated record. Gene Ontology annotation, cellular component: nucleolus; preribosome, small subunit precursor. The transcript has 2 exons. NCBI's taxonomy places the organism in Eukaryota, Fungi, Ascomycota, Sordariomycetes, Sordariales, Sordariaceae. Gene Ontology annotation, biological process: maturation of SSU-rRNA from tricistronic rRNA transcript (SSU-rRNA, 5.8S rRNA, LSU-rRNA). The coding region runs from base 117 to 926 and encodes 269 amino acids.
AGACGAACCAUUGCGACAACGACCCAUUGCCCGUUCCAGAUUGCACCUUACCGCCGCCACCAUCACCAAAUAAAUCAUUCUAUCAUCUGAACAUAUCUCCCUAGCGCGCCGCAGAAAUGGGCAAGCGAUCGUAUGAAGAGGCCGAGGGGUCGAACGCCGAUGGCCAGGAGCAAAACCAGGCCCAGAAAAGAAACAGAAACCCGCACAACAGGUUCAACCCCAAGAACAUUGCAAAGCGCCAGAAGACCACCCAGAAGAUCAACGAUGGCAACCUUAGUCAGAUCAAGAAGCGUGUCAGAGCAAUUGAGCGCCUUCUCGAACACAAGAACGAAAAGCUGCCUGCCAAUGUCAGGAACGACCUCGAGCGCGAACUGCAAGCCCACAAGCAGAGGAUUGUCGACGAGAGUGACAGGAAGUUGAGAAGCAAGAUGAUCAGCAAGUAUCAUAUGGUCAGGUUCUUUGAGCGCAAGAAGGCCAUGCGCCUCGCAAAGCAGCUGAUGAAGCAACUCGACGAAACCAAAGACGAAGCCGAGAUCGCCAGGCUAAAAGCCGACCUCCACAUUGCCGAGGUCGACCUCGAUUAUGCUCUCUACCACCCUCACAUGGAGACCUACAUCAGCUUGUAUCCCAAGCCCAAGGACGAAGCCGCAGAGAAGGACGAGAAGAGUUCAGCCGCACACCACCUUCACUCCUCAAGACCCCCAAUGUGGACCACCAUCGAAAAGGCCCGCCAAGAGGGUAAGAGUGCUCUGGAGAAGAUUCGCGACAGGCGACCGGAACGCGACUUUUCGAAACCCACUUCCAAAAAGACAGCCAAGAAGUCUUCGUCACAGAGCGAGGAGCGCCCAGCCAAGGGCAAAUUCGGCAAGACGGAGGAGGAGAGCGCGAACGAGAGCGACGACGGGGGCUUUUUCGAGGAGGACUAGGAUACAAUCAAUACCUGGCCUGCGAAGGCUGGGCUAACUUAUGAUACCCAUUUACGAUUACCACAAACAUGCAUUCAGCUCAACAGGUCCCUGCACGAGUUCGUUCCGAUCAGUUACACAACCCAGGAUUAGCUUCAAGUGGCUGACAACCCUUGCUUCUCUCCAAACCCGAACUUCACCACCAUAUCAAGUAUUGUGUCGGUCUCCGAGAAACUCGCCGAUAGAAAGUCCGACAACUUGCCGCGCUACUGUUGUGUUCUGCAGAGGGUAUAUACUAGUGUUUGAUGUAAAGAAUUCUUGAGCCUUCCGAGUUUCCCCCCUUCUAUUCCCUAUAAGACUGAUUCAGCCCGUGUGCUCUACUGCC